UAUUUGACACUUGAAAUGCAGGGUCCAGACCCAUCUCUGGCAUAUCGGCCGAACUUGGAGAAGAAUUACAACAAAGACUACAGAAACUUUGAGGGAAGCAGACAGUCAGUCUCGGAUGAUCAACACAGCAGCUGCAAAGACUUCAUCACCAUGAGGGUCAUUAAUAUCGGUCCAGACCCAUCUCUGGCAUAUCGGCCGAACUUGGAGAAGAAUGAAAACAAAGAGAAGGAAGACUACAGGAACUUUGAGACUGGAAGCCUCAUUGACCGAGUCUUCAGGACGUAUAAGUUGAUGCACACCAACCAAACCCUGGACUUUGUAAAGAAAAAGCACUGUGAGUGGACCGGCUGCACCCACAGUCAGAUGGGGAUACUGGACGCCGUCAUGUCCCUGGACCAGGUGGUGGAUGAGUCCGACCCUGACGUGGACUUCCCCAACUCCUUUCACGCCUUCCAGACCGCAGAAGGCAUCCGCGAAGCCCACCCUGACAAAGACUGGUUCCACUUGGUGGGUCUGAUUCAUGAUGUCGGGAAGAUCAUGGCUCUUUGGGAUGAACCUCAGUGGGCUGUAGUGGGCGACACCUUCCCUGUGGGAUGCAAGUACCAAAACUCCAUUGUGUUCAGAGACAACACCUUCCUCGAAAACCCAGACGACAAAGAUCCCAGCUACAGCACUGAAUAUGGGAUCUAUGAACCAAACUGCGGGCUGGACAAAGUCCUCAUGUCCUGGGGCCAUGAUGAGUAUCUCUACAGAGUUCUGAAGUUCAACAAGUGCCAGAUACCAGAGGAGGGUCUGUACAUGAUCCGGUUCCACUCAUUCUACCCCUGGCACUCCCACGGGGACUACAUGCAUCUCUGCAACGACAAAGACCUGAGUAUGAUCCCCUGGGUCCAAGAGUUCAACAAAUUUGACUUGUACACAAAGACCACCGACAUGCCCGAUGUUGACAAGGUGAAGAGCUACUACCAGUCUCUGAUCGACAAGUACUGUCCUGGAAUACUGAAGUGGUGAAACAGACGACAGCGAUCUCGAUGAAAACGAUAUGCUUUAUAUAUAUAUAUAUAUAUAAAAAAUACUAUAGCUGGGCUUAUUGUUAUCACAGAAUAUAUCCUGAGCAACUGUAUAUUUUAUCUUGUGCACACAGACAAGUUCUGAAAAUGAAACUGGUGUAUAUGUAACCUCAUUACGACACAUUUUCAAUAAAAACUUUAAAGAAUAA
Molecule: messenger RNA, 1219 nt
Organism: Hippoglossus stenolepis (Pacific halibut)
Lineage: Eukaryota; Metazoa; Chordata; Actinopteri; Pleuronectiformes; Pleuronectidae
Gene: miox
Product: myo-inositol oxygenase
Exons: 11
Coding region: 16-1011 (331 amino acids)
Biological process (GO): inositol catabolic process
Cellular component (GO): cytoplasm
Molecular function (GO): iron ion binding; inositol oxygenase activity
Source: RefSeq, a predicted model, not a curated record